This is a messenger RNA of Aspergillus alliaceus, 2382 nucleotides long. RefSeq names its product putative mitochondrial respiratory complex I chaperone (Cia84). The coding region runs from base 1 to 2382 and encodes 793 amino acids. The transcript is spliced from 2 exons. Gene Ontology annotation, molecular function: protein binding. Lineage: Eukaryota; Fungi; Ascomycota; Eurotiomycetes; Eurotiales; Aspergillaceae. The record is from RefSeq and is a predicted model, not a curated record.
AUGCAAGCUCACCUCACUAGAAGGGUCUUCCGGGCUAUUCUGAACAAUGAGCCGCUCUCGUCCUCACAAUGUCGACAUCGAUUACUACAUACCCUCCGAACUUAUCGAUCCCAAGGGCCAAUCUUUUCUAGGUUCUAUCACCUCCAGCGACGUGGGUUUUUCGCUCGUAAUGUGGGACCGUCAGCGACUCCUCAACCCGCGACUCUGCCAUCGGAAGCCGGUUUAAAGCCAAUGAGCGACUUGAUGAGGGCGAUGCGUGAUAAAAGUAGAGGGCCUGCAAAUAGUGUUCUCGCGAAGGCCUUUCAAGAUUUCUUUGUGGCACGAGCGGUUAUUCCGGGGGUCAUUACGGGUUUUCAGGCUCGCCUGCUCCUUGUGACUUGGAAACACUUGCGAGCUAACGAGAGCGACUUGGAGUCCGAAGAUUGGCAAUUAGCCUUUUCUACCGAGAACUUGGAGAAUGUCCUGUUCGUCCUAUCCCUCGCGAGGUGCCUACCGGAAUCUCGCGAAGUCAUUCAAAGAUUAGCCCGCUACGUGUUUCUGGAACUUUGCGCAGACCAUGGUUAUGGAGCCAACCAUAUAGGCCGACCCGCACUCAUUGCCUAUAUUAAUAUCCAGGCGCUGAAUGGCAACCCUGAAGGAGCACGGCAUGUUGUCGAGAAGUUUUGGAACAGGCUCUGCAAAACUAACCCCUCUCCUUGGCUUACGGUCUUGAAGGGAUUCGCGAUCAAUGGAGAUAGGCGUCUCCUCAGACGAACAACCGAGAGUCUUCAUGACUAUGGCGUAAAAUUCGACCCCGCCUCCCACCAAGAGGUGCUCAGAGUCCUCAUUGAUCAUGAUCUCCUGGCUGCUGUCAAGAUAAUGUAUGAGUGCCCUUUGUUUGAUGGUAGGCAGCCUACUUUGGCUACGAAAGAAGCUGUGAUCAAAUAUGCAAUUCUGCAUUCUGAAAUGGCAUGGGCGGAACCUAUCUUUAAGUCACUCUCGCAGAGACCAAUCACAGAGACCAUGGGCAUUACGCUGCUUUGGGAAGCGGCCCAUGGCAAAGAUGCAUCUGCAAUCACGGAAAAAGUCAGGACUCUGAUCAAAACUAACCCAGAAGCGAAGUCAUCCCUCACGAUUGAAUGUGUGAACAACUUGAUUGCGUAUGCCAAUUUUAUCAAUAAUCCUCAAUUGUCUGCUGAGUAUGCUGCCUUAAUCUCCCACUGGGGUCUGCAUUCCAACAUUCAAUCGCGUUUGUUGAAACUCGAAUCCUAUAUUCAAGCCGGCGAUGUGGAAAGAACACUAAGCCAUGUUCAGGACUUGCAUGAUAUUAACGAUAUAGCUAUUGAGAACAUGCCGCUGAUGAACAAGCUGAUAACAAUGAUUUGUCUGUCGGGGCAGGGAGAUGCUCUGUUCGAUCAGAUUUCAUCUGUUCUUGACCCAUUAUUCGAGAACAACGUUCACUUAGAGCCGGAGACGCUGGCAGCACUAACACAUAUGUUAAUCUAUCGUCGUGACUGGGAGGGAGUGUCGGAUCUCCUUCGACCUCGCCUGGCCUCAUAUGAUGACGAAGGAAGAUCGAAAAUACGAAAAGCGCUCACCAAGUUUAUCUUAGACCUGAGCCAAGAUAGCGCAGGCGCUUGGGAGGCAUACGGAUUAUUGCAGCUUGCGUUCCCCGAAACAAGCGUUAGCACUCGAACCGAGAUCAUGACAGCAUUCUACAAGAGAAACCGAAGUGACCUGGCAUACCUAAUAUUCGGGCACAUGCGGCAGGCCGAGGACUUUGCUCGCCGUCCAAAGCCAGACACCUAUACCAAAUGCUUCCGGUGGAUAGCUCGAACGCACGACACAGAACAUUUAGUGCUAGUUCACAACAUGCUCAAACUAGAUGUCGAGGUCGACCUUAACACCAAGCUGCUAAAUGGGCUAAUGCACGCUUAUGCCGCCUGCAACAUGCCCGAGAAGAGUAUGGAAGUGUUCCGCCAAAUCCUUCAGUCGGACGAAGGGCCCACGCAUAAGACAGUGGCUAUCUUUUUCAAGUUAUGCGAAAAACACCACAAUGGUGCACAAGAGGCAAUUAAGAUGAUGGAGAAGGUUAAACUUCUCGAAAUCGAAGUGGAUCGCCGGCUGUACAUGGCAUAUGUCGAAGCUCUCGCUGCGCAAUGUGAGUUUGACCUCGCCAUAGAGGCUAUAGACAAGAUGCACAGUGAAACAGGGUACAUGCCCAAUCAUAACUCGAUUGGCCUUCUCUACAACGCGGUCCCAUAUCAAUAUUGGAAAGAUGAGGUGGAGAAAUGGGCCAAGGAGAAAUACCCUGAACUUUGGGCCCAACUCAACGAGAUCGAACGCACGGAGGAAGAGGAGGGGUUGAGGUUCAACAUCACCGGCUACGAAAUCGUCGUCUAA